UGGUACCACAAUGACUGGACCCAGUCUAAUAAUCAAAGUGCAAAGGGCAAUCGUCUUAUGUGAACUUUGUCAUUCGGCGAGUGAGUAAGCAAAUAAAUAAAAUCAUAACAAACGGAGAUAAGAACAAUUGGACCAUACCACCCUCGUAUUGCUUUUUCGGUGAACUUUGGUAAUUAGCAUAGUGCCAGCUACAAUUUUUGAUUAAAUUCUUACAAUAUUUUAAAGUUUUUCGGAAUAAUAAGUAUUCAACAAAGCUCGUAAUACCACAAAAAAUGUAUCAAAUUUUAAAAAGAUAUUUUCACCCUGAGCAAACGCGAAUGUAAACAAUACUACGAAUUGGAAAUACUUUUAAUCAGCUGUUUGAAAAACAAAUUGUUCGCUCUCUUAAAAUUGAUGAUUUGUUUCGCGCCAAAAACAGGUACUCUUUAUUUCGGCGUGUUUACUCUUUAGUUCGCUUUCAAAAGUGAAAAAACAAUAUUAGGAAUUAGUCGUAGAUCAGCUGUUGUAGCCGAAAGAGGUGUGAUCACCGAAUCGCCGAUUUUGCAGGUGUUUAGAUACUUAAGAUAACACGCGGUGCCUUCAUUUCUGGAUUUUGUACCAAUUUACAGACGGGCAAAGGUCAGCAAACCACCAAUCAAUAUGGGAACUAUGUCUCUAAGCGAUUUCAAGGAGGUGAGAAUACCGGCACCUUGGGGUCACAUCUCCGGACGUUGGUAUGGCAAUCGAAAGGAGCGACCCAUCUUGGCGAUUCACGGAUGGCUGGACAAUCUGGGAACCUUCGAUCGCUUGAUUCCCCUGCUUCCCGACUACAUAGGCGUGCUGUGCAUCGACCUACCCGGACAUGGAAGAUCCGCUCGCAUUCAGCCAGGAAUGCACUACGCCGUCAACGAUUACGUGUUAAUCAUUCCUCGAGUAAUGAAGGAAUACGGCUGGUCGAAGGUCUCAUUGAUGGGCCACUCAUUGGGUGGCAUCAUAAGCUUCAUUUACACAUCGUUGGCACCACAUACAGUCGACAUGGUCAUCUCACUGGACAUAUUGCUGCCCUGGACGCCGAGCCCCAAAACGGUUAUUAAAACUUUGGCCCACAGCUUGGAAAAGCACCUGGUGGAAGAGGAUCGUCAGGAGGAGGGUAAUCUGCACGAGCCUCCCUCCUACACCCUUGCACAGCUGAACGAGGUCCUCGCCAAAGGAAGUUACAACUCGGUGACCCCAGAGUUUGCCCAACACUUGCUUCACCGGCAGGUGUCGAAGUCGCAACUCUAUCCAGACAGAUUCUUCUUCUCCAGAGAUGGACGAGUUAAAUACUACAGCCUAACGCAAAUGGAACCUGGAUUUUCUGAGGCGUUGGCGAAGCGCAUUCGGAGAAAACCCUACUUGAUCAUUAAAGGGUCAAGAUCUAAUUUUGUGGGAGUUAGAACCGAGAAGGCGGUCGCCAUCUUACGCCACAACAAUCCGCACUUCGAGUUUUACGAGGUGGAUGGAGGUACCCAUCACGUUCAUCUUCAUGCCGCCGAGGAGUGUGCCCGCUACAUAGUGCCCUUCAUCCGACAUCACCGACCUCCGGCACUCACUUCUUGGUCCUUGAGUGGCAAGGAGCAGCACCUAAGUGCCGAGGAGAAGCGGCGACAGCAAGAAAGAUUCUUUAAAAGGAGCACACACGCUAAGAGCAAGCUGUGAUGUAUUUUAUACGAAUCCCUAUGGUAUAAAAUUGAAUAUUCUAUACUAAUAAGAUAGCUUCAUAGGAAUAACUAGAGCAUAUAUAAUGCAUCGUUUAGUAAUGUUGAAAUAUGUUAAAUCGUACGAACAUAUAUAUCUCAACAAUUUGUAUUACAGCUCAGGUUUAGCUACAAAUCCUUUUAAUGAUAUUAAUAAAACAAGACUCCAAACA
Molecule: messenger RNA, 1888 nt
Organism: Drosophila simulans
Lineage: Eukaryota; Metazoa; Arthropoda; Insecta; Diptera; Drosophilidae
Product: probable serine hydrolase
Exons: 2
Coding region: 640-1677 (345 amino acids)
Source: RefSeq, a predicted model, not a curated record